GCACUAGCUUAAUUAUUGGGCGCUUAAUUGUAUUUCGCAAUGUUACCCGUGACACUCCUCAAGGCUGCAACGAAUCUUCCUAUGCUUGUUGAGUUAAAAAGUGGUGAAACUUAUAACGGUCACCUUGUUGCUUGCGAUGACUGGAUGAACAUUCAUCUUAAAGAAGUUAUUUGUACAUCUCGAGAUGGGGAUCGCUUCUGGAAAAUGCCAGAGUGUUAUAUUCGUGGAAGCAUAAUAAAAUAUUUACGGAUUCCGGACGACGUAAUCGAUAAGGUUAAAGAGGACUUGCAGCUAGCCAAAAUGCGUAAUCGCUCUCAGUCUGCAGACACUGGGCGUGGGAGUUUUCAUAGAAAUAAGGCUAGAGGUCGGGGUGGUAAUGCUCCUAAUACUCGAGGUCGUGGAGGAGCAGGGCGUGGCGGGAGUGUACCUGGGGGUCCUGGUCGUGGUGGAGGAUUUCGUGGUAAAUAAGAAAGUCACUAAUUAUGAAUCUAAAUGUACUGUUUACUAUUCUAUGAAUAUUGACAAACUCACUUAUUUUCUUUCACAGUGUUAUAUAAAACAGAUAAUUUUAACUAAAAAAACAUUACUUUCCAAGUGAA
Molecule: messenger RNA, 599 nt
Organism: Schistosoma intercalatum
Lineage: Eukaryota; Metazoa; Platyhelminthes; Trematoda; Strigeidida; Schistosomatidae
Source: the annotation of a GenBank genome assembly